Molecule: messenger RNA, 5450 nt
Organism: Nerophis ophidion (straightnose pipefish)
Lineage: Eukaryota; Metazoa; Chordata; Actinopteri; Syngnathiformes; Syngnathidae
Gene: kidins220a
Product: kinase D-interacting substrate 220a
Exons: 33
Coding region: 178-5184 (1668 amino acids)
Molecular function (GO): protein binding
Source: RefSeq, a predicted model, not a curated record
CUUCAAGCCGCCCAAGUCCACGUCAUUCAGUUUAAAAAAAAACAGAAUACAUUGAGACAGCGAACACAUGAGAACGCUACUUAUUAUGAAACAUUAUUUCCUUAACUGAAAGUUCUGGGCCUUUCCACAGCAUCAUAGUCUCGCCAGAAGCUGCGUGCAGGUGUUGAACACUCAGCCAUGGAUACCAGCACCUCCCUGAAAAUGACCUCCAUGGCCGUCCAGAGCCUGUUCAGCUAUGUGGAGGAGGAGAACUUGGCUGCCAUCAAAGCUCAUUUGGACAAGUUCAAAGAUGUGGACAGCAGGAGUGAUAAUGGUCAAACUCCACUGAUGGUGGCGGCAGAGCAGGGCAAUUUAGAGAUUGUGCAGGAGCUCAUCAGGAGAGGAGCAAACGUCAACUGUGAUGACGUUGACUGUUGGACAGCUCUAGUCUCGGCCUCCAAGGAGGGUCACAUUCAAGUGGUGAAGGAACUGCUGGAUAACGAUGCCAACAAGGAACACCGAGACAUGGGAGGGUGGACUUCUCUCAUGUGGGCCGCCUAUAAAGGUCGUACAGAUGUAGCACAAAUGCUCCUGGAUGAAGGAGCUAACCCUAACAUCACCGGCCAGUAUAGCGUCUACCCCAUCAUUUGGGCAGCAGGUCGCGGUCAUGCUGAGAUUGUCCAACUUCUGCUGCAGCACGGAGCCAAAGUCAACUGCUCGGAUAAGUAUGGCACAACCCCACUGAUCUGGGCUGCCAGGAAAGGUCACUACGACAGUGUGAUGCACCUUCUAGCCAAUGGAGCCGACGUGGACCAGGAAGGAGCUAACUCAAUGACAGCUUUGAUUGUAGCAGUGAAAGGCGGCUACACCGAAGUUGUCAAGGAGCUGUUGAAGAGGAACCCAAAUGUCAACAUGACCGACAAGGACGGCAACACGGCGCUGGCCAUCGCCGCCAAAGAAGGUCACACAGAGAUUGUUCAGGACCUGCUGGAUGCCGGCACCUAUGUCAACAUCCCCGACAGGAGUGGGGAGACCAUGCUGAUUGGUGCAGUUAGAGGAGGUCAUGUGGAGAUUGUUCAAGCUUUGCUGAACAAAUAUGCAGAUAUUGACGUCAGGGGCCAGGAUGGUAAGACAGCACUCUACUGGGCGGUAGAGAAAGGUAACUCUACCAUGGUGAGAGACAUCCUGCAGUGUAAUCCUGACACUGAGAGCUGCACCAAGGAGGGAGAAACACCACUUAUCAAAGCCACCAAAAUGAGAAACAUUGAGAUUGUAGAGUUGCUGUUGGACAAAGGUGCCAAGGUGUCAGCUUUGGACAAGAAAGGCGACACUCCUCUUCACAUCGCCAUCAGGGGGAGGAGCCGAAAACUGGCCGAGCUGCUGCUGAGGAACCCCAAAGAUGGCCGCCUGCUUUACCGCCCAAACAAGGCUGGGGAGACGCCUUACAACAUAGACUGCACCCACCAGAAAAGCAUCCUGACGCAAAUAUUUGGCGCCAAGCACCUCUCUCCCACUGAGUCAGACGGGGACAUGUUGGGUUACGACCUCUAUAGCAGUGCUCUCGCCGACAUCCUCAGCGAACCCACAAUGCAGCCACCCAUCUGUGUGGGUCUGUACGCUCAGUGGGGCAGCGGGAAGUCGUUCCUUCUUAAGAAACUGGAGGAUGAAAUGAAGACAUUUGCCGGCCAGCAGAUCGAGCCACUGUUCCAGUUCUCAUGGCUGGUGGUCGUCCUCACCCUUCUGCUGUGUGGCUCAGUGGCCGUCAUCCUGGGCUUUACUGUUGAUCACAAGCUGGCCAUUGCUGUUUCGCUCAGCUUUCUCGCCUUGCUUUACAUCUUCUUUGUUUUGGUGUACUUUGGAAGCCGACGCGAGAGAGAGAGUUGGAACUGGGCAUGGGUCAUCAGCACCCGCCUGGCCCGCCAAAUUGGCUACUUGGAGCUCCUGCUCAAACUGAUGUUUGUCAACGCCCCCGAACUGCCUGAGCAAACCACCCGUGCGCUACCUGUCAGGUUCUUGUUCACGGAUUACAAUCGCCUGUCGAGUGUUGGAGGUGAGACCUCCAUGGCCGAGAUGAUUGCCACGCUGUCAGAUGCUUGUGAAAGGGAGUUUGGCUUCAUGGCCACUCGACUGUUCAGGGUUUUCAAGAAUGAUGAGAUUCAAGGUAAAAAGUGGAAGAAGACCUGUUGCGUGCCAUCCUUUGUUCUGUUUGCCUUGACACUUUUCUGCCUCAUUGCCGGUCUAGCCCUGCUAGCUAUAUUUAAGGUGGAUCCCGAGAACUUGACAUUAAAUGCAGUGCUGAUAGCCAUGGCCAGCGUGGUAGGCUUGGCCUUGCUCCUCAACUGUAAGACUUGGUGGCAGGUGGGUGACUCUGUCCUCAACUCCCAGAGGAAACGCCUGCACAGGGCUGCCAACAACUUGCACCAGCUCAAGAGUGAGGGGUUUAUGAAGGUUUUAAAGCACGAAGUGGAGCUAAUGUCAAAGAUGGCCAAGACCAUUGAUGGCUUCACCCAAAACCAGACGCGAAUGGCGGUCAUUAUAGAUGGGCUGGAUGCCUGUGAACAGGACAAAGUGCUGCAGAUGCUGGACACGGUGCGAGUUCUAUUCUCCAAAGGCCCCUUUAUUUCCAUCUUUGCGAGCGACCCCCACAUCAUCAUCAAAGCCAUCAACCAAAACCUCAACAGCGUGUUGAGGGACUCCAACAUCAACGGCCACGACUACAUGAGGAACAUCGUCCACCUGCCUGUGUUUCUCAACAGCCGGGGCCUCAGCACGGCCAAGAAGCUCUGCAUGGCGGCGCCCACCAACGGUGACGGCUUGGCUGCCGAAGGAUGGACCGAUGACGGCGACAAGAAGAUGUCUCAGAAUAGCUUGGCUCCAGAUCAAGCCAAGUUCGGCAGCAAGAAUGCACUCAACCGCAGGGACACAUACAGGCGCCGCCACAUGCAGAGAACCAUCACCAGACAGAUGUCCUUUGACUUGACAAAGCUGCUGGUGACUGAGGACUGGUUCAGUGACAUCAGCCCCCAGACCAUGAGGAGGUUACUCAAUAUAGUUUCAAUCACAGGCCGUCUGUUGCGAGCCAAUCAGAUCAUCUUCAAUUGGGAUCGCCUGGCAUCGUGGAUCAAUCUGACCGAGGAGUGGCCUUAUAGGACAUCAUGGAUCAUCCUCUUUUUGGAAGAGACUGACGGUGUGUCUGAUCAGGUCUCCCUUAAGACCAUCUAUGAGAGGCUGUCGAAGAACAUUCCCACUACCAAGGACGUGGAGCCGCUGCUGGAGAUUGACGGUGACAUCCGCAGCUUUGAGGUUUUCCUCUCCUCCAGAACGCCAGUCCUGACUGCCAGGGAUGUGGAGAUGUUCCUGCCUUGCACUGUUAACCUGGACCCCAAACUCAGAGAGAUAAUAGCAGAUGUCCGUGCGGCCAGAGAGCAGAUGCACGUGGGAGGGGUUACGUAUCCCACUAUGCCCUUGCAAGAAGCGGUCCCUCGUCCGCAGCCGGGAUACGGACACCACACCACAGCUUGCUCGCCGGCAGGCUCCUUUGCCGGAUCUUUGCCUCCUCAGCCUCACAGUGCCUAUUUCAGUGGGAUGACUGGUCCUCAGCACCCCUUCUACAACCGGCCUUAUUUCCCCCAUCAUGUGUAUCACCCGCCAAGGCAUUACAUCCAUCAUGUCCCCUCAUCCUUGCGCCCUUCCAUUAAGCAUCCUGGUCAGCCAAAGGACAACACCAGUGGACUUGAUGUUAUAGAAGAGGAUGCAAGAGAAGGCCUUCCCUCUUGUCCCUCUGAACCCUCCCUGCAUUUAAAGUCACUGCCUUACAAAUCAAAGCAGGCCUCGCCUGUCGUCCUGCUCAGCUCUAUGAGCACGGACGCGGUGUGCGACUGGCUCAAGCACAUCGACGGAAUCGACGCCUGCAUGCUGCCUCAGUACACCGCCACCAUCAAGAAGGCCAAUAUAAACGGACGUGUUUUGGCUCAGUGCAACCUGGAUGAGCUGAAGAAAGAGAUGGAGAUGAACUUUGGUGACUGGCAGCUCUUCAGGGGAAUGGUGAUGGAAAAGCGACACACUGAAAGCCAGGCUGUGCUGCAGGAUGAGUCGCGAGCUCCUAGCGAGCAGGGCAACAGCGUCUACCACGGGGAUCCUGGCACUCGCUCUGUGGGAGCCCAGCGGGAAUCAGGGACCUUCAGCCUCAACCUGAGCUUCGAGGAACUCAGUGGAGCAGGCCUGGAGGAACCACCAAGACACAGCACCGGCGCACAGUGGCCACCGGUGACGACUCUCCACGCCACAAGCAUGUCCAGCCUCAUCUCCCAAGAAUCCUCCAACGACAUCGGCAAACUGACCGCCAAGCAGCAGGCCGAGUACCACGACGCCUACCGGGAGUACAUCGCUCAGAUGUCACAGCUGGAGACGUCCGGCGGAGAGAAGGAGAGGCCUGUGCAGCCCCAGCCUGGACAUUUCCUGCAGGCGGCCAGCUCAGAGGACAAAGGGGCUAAGGAAGGAGCGGACCAAGACGGCGGCCGCAAGUCCUUUACGAAAAGAGUCUCCAAGGCGAGCGAGGCCACAGACGCUCCCUCGGGGGCCGAUGCCCAGCUCCUGGAUCCCAUCACCGAGGAGGACGAGAAGCUGGACCACAGCAACAGUACCAGGACCCGCAAACUGUCCAGCGAUGAAGACUCGAGCCCGGAGGAGGCGGACAACACUACGCCUCUCCUCCAAAAAGAGGCUAAGACAAAGCCCUCCCGGUUCCUCGCCAAAGCACUCCUGGAUCAGUCCUGUGACCGAUCCCCAUUGGAGGCAGGAGACUAUGCUAGACCCGGGGAGAUAGAGCUGGAGCUGGAGGGCCUGGUGAGGAAGAGGGGCCUCCUCCCCAGCAGCCUGCAGGAUGCGACGGUGGCCCGCAUGUCCAUCUGCUCCGAGGCGGCGUCCGAGGCCAGCCUGGUGGCGAGCAGCCCGGACGAAGGUUGGCCCGCCGGCGGGGUGAGCAACCUCAACCACAGCGACGCCACGCUCAACAACAACAACAGCGGUGACGCCAACUCCAACGCCAACAACAGCAGCGGCCACCAGCAGGACUCUGCCACCUCCCCUCCUAGCGUCUCACCAGCUGUCAUUAUCUCACCAGGCGCCGUCACAACCGCCACCGUCCACCACAACCAGAACCUGCGCUCUGUGGGUCUGGGUGACGAGCGGGAGAGUGUCCUUUAAAGGCCUCCAUGCAACUUUUACUACCAAUGUUGUCAUGUGCAAUAGAAGAAAAGUAGAAUGUGUUCGUAUUUAGGGUGCUGUUGUGUGUUGUCAUUUUGGUGCUUAUUAUGUAGCGACGUUUAGGGAUUAAAAGUUACACGAAAAAAAAUGUAAAUGGUUGUCUUUGGACCACUCUUUUGUUAAAAUGUUAACUGCAUGCACUUUGAGGUGUUCUUUUCUCCAUACUUUGUCUAAAGAAAUAAAUGUGUACACUUUUUGAUGGUUCA